Molecule: messenger RNA, 1633 nt
Organism: Drosophila guanche
Lineage: Eukaryota; Metazoa; Arthropoda; Insecta; Diptera; Drosophilidae
Product: luciferin 4-monooxygenase-like
Exons: 5
Coding region: 16-1623 (535 amino acids)
Biological process (GO): fatty-acyl-CoA biosynthetic process; long-chain fatty acid metabolic process
Molecular function (GO): long-chain fatty acid-CoA ligase activity
Source: RefSeq, a predicted model, not a curated record
GGCAGAAUUAUUACCAUGGAACUACCCACAACAUACGAUGAGAGGGAAAGAAUUUGGAGUGGAGCCAAGCGCAGACCCACAUAUCACUAUGACACUUCCAUCGGUAAAAUAAUAUUCAAUACCAUGAGAAUUUGGCCCAAGAACGUGUGGCAGAUAAACGACAUUGAUGGAGGCACAGUCACCUUCGAACAGGGUCUCACCUGGGCUAUUCGGAUUGCCCAGCACUUCAAGAAGCGUGCCCUCAACAACAAGAAUGUCAUUGGUAUUGUGGCCAAGAACUGUACCUAUUUAAUGCCCCUGGGGCUGGCGUGUCUAAUGAAUGGCACACCAUUCCACUCGGUCAAUGCGUCGAUAGAUGAAGCUACCAUCUCCCAUGUGUUCACAAUAACAAAACCAACUCUGAUAUUCUGCGAUGGAAAUGUGUACGAGCAGGUUCGAGCGGCUACUGUGGGCUGGCAGCCGGAGAUCUGUACUAUCACAGAACCCAUCGAGGGAGUGCUCAAGAUUGAGGAUCUGCUGGAACCCACAACAACCGAAGCGAUGUACCAGCCAGAGCCAUUGAUUGAGGGUGGAGACCAGACCAUGCUCAUUCUGUGCUCCUCGGGCACAACCGGCCUGCCCAAGGCCGUUUGCAUUUCCAACAAUGUUCUAACGCUAGAGAACCCCUUCAUAAACAGCGAACUAACGAUAUUAUCAUCGAGUGGCCUGGACUGGGUCACCGGCGUGGUGUCGUUUAUCUUCAGCACUGUGUUUGGUGCAACCAGAGUCAUUACCAACAAACCUUUUAGUCCAGAGUACUUUGUGCAGCUGGUGAAGAAGUACAAAAUUGACAGCGUCGUGCUGCCGCCCGGUCAUAUCUCCGCUCUGAUUAGUUAUCCGAAUGUCACGCCGGACGAUCUGGCACCCUUAAAGAGUGUUACCUAUGUCGGUGGCACGGUUUCGAAGGCCACCCUACAGCGGACCCAAGAGCUCUGCAAGAAUGCGAUGCUAACCACCGGCUAUGGACUCACGGAGACCUUAAUCAUAACGAGUAACCUUGGAAUUAGCAAUAUAGCAUCGGCCGGCAAACCUAUGCCAGGAGUCAGAAUGCGCAUUGUGGACGAAGACGGAAAGAACUUGACAUACAAUCAGGUCGGAGAGAUCUUUGUGCACAAGGGAGAGGCAUGGAAUGGCUACUUCGGGAAUCCCGAGGCUACACUUCAGAUGCAGGACGCAGAGGGCUGGUUCCACACCGGCGAUCUGGGCUAUUUUGAUGAGCAGAACUUCCUGUACAUAGUCGAUCGCAAGAAGGAGAUCCUGAAGUACCAGGGCCUGCACUACUGGCCCACCGAGAUCGAGAGUGUCAUAAGGGAGCUGCCGCAAGUGCAGGACGUGUGCGUGGUUGGCAUCUACGAUGAGCGAGAGGGAGACGCAGCCGGCGCAUUGGUGGUCAUGACCAAAGGAGCUGUUAUCACAGCAAAGGACAUUUCGGAUCACGUGGCCAAGCGGUUUCCCGGUGCGGUGACAAAGCAGUUGCACGCUGGAGUGCAAUUCAUCGACAAGCUGCCAGCCAAUGUCAAUGGCAAGACUUUAAGGAAGGCAUCACGCGACAUUUUCAUUGCUCAAAAGGGAAGUGACAAGUGAGAUUUGUGUG